AUGUGGAAUGCUGGAAUUGAGACUCGAACAGGACGCAAGUGGUCAGCAAGUAGUGCGGUACAGGAAGCAGAGAGCAGGCUAAGGCACAGCGACAUCGUUGGGACUACCUGUAUAGGCAAACAGGGGUUAGGGUCAACGCGGGUGGAAAGGUGGGGAACAGCAGACACGGCUGGUAGAAAGAAGAUGGCUCAAGAUAACAUCAGGAAGAUGGAGGAAGAGAUCAGGAAGGUUAAAGCUGUAGAAAUGGGAGCACAGGGAGCAUGGACCAAAUGGGAGACAACGGAAAGACGCCUUACAUGGGCAGAUAUCUGGAAGUUGGAACCAUGUAGAAUCCAGUUCCUCCUGCGAUCAGUGUAUGAUGUCCUACCAACACCUACCAAUCUCCACCGAUGGGGGAUGACGGAAAACCCCAACUGCCCACUGUGUGACCAACCGGGUAACCUGGCCCAUGUAUUGUCAUCGUGCAACACCGCUCUGACCCAGGGGAGAUAUACAUGGAGACACAACAAGGUACUGCGAGAGCUAGCAGACACCCUUAUGAAGGAAAGGCAGAAAAAGAGGAAAUGUACCAAACAUCAACCGUACAUCAACUUUGUAAGAUCUGGAGAGACAACCAAUAAGAAAGCAGUGCACCAAGGAGGGAUACUAGAUGGAGCAAACAGUUGGGAGAUGCAGGUUGACUUAGGACAAAGACUAGUUUUCCAAGAUGUCGCCCAAACCAACCUUCGUCCAGAUAUCCUGCUAUGGUCACAACAAGGGAAGAAAAUGAUAAUGAUUGAGCUAACUGUUCCCUGGGAGGAUCGAUGCCAAGAGGCUCAUGAGCGGAAGAAAGGGAAGUACGCCGAUCUUGCAGACGACGUGAGAGCAAAAGGAUGGAGUGUGUGGGUCUUGCCAGUAGAGAUGGGGUGCAGAGGGUUCCCUGCACAGUCCAUGUGGAGGAUGUUUUCUACACUAGGCAUCCAGGGAAGAGACCGAAGGGCAGCUGUUCAACGACUAUCAACAACAGCAGAGAAGUCGUCCAGCUGGCUUUGGUGGAGAAGAGUAGAUUUGAGCUGGAAGCCAUCCAUCGACGGGCAGUGA
Messenger RNA from Ylistrum balloti, 1080 nucleotides. RefSeq lists its product as uncharacterized. The transcript has a single exon. Lineage: Eukaryota; Metazoa; Mollusca; Bivalvia; Pectinida; Pectinidae. The coding region runs from base 1 to 1080 and encodes 359 amino acids. The record is from RefSeq and is a predicted model, not a curated record.